This is a messenger RNA of Chinchilla lanigera (long-tailed chinchilla), 6323 nucleotides long. RefSeq names its product thyroid hormone receptor, beta (gene Thrb). The transcript is spliced from 11 exons. Gene Ontology annotation, molecular function: zinc ion binding; nuclear receptor activity; RNA polymerase II cis-regulatory region sequence-specific DNA binding. Bases 433 to 1818 code for a protein of 461 amino acids. Gene Ontology annotation, biological process: positive regulation of transcription by RNA polymerase II; thyroid hormone receptor signaling pathway; retinoic acid receptor signaling pathway. The record is from RefSeq and is a predicted model, not a curated record. Lineage: Eukaryota; Metazoa; Chordata; Mammalia; Rodentia; Chinchillidae.
ACUCUCAGAGAGGCCUGUGCUUGUAACAGGACCUGAGAAGAUGAGCUGUUCGAUUCGGAGUGGGGAGCUAUUUGCUUUGCAAGGAAUUGUCUUUGCCAAUAAGAACAGUGGGUCCGGAGCAGACAGAAGAUGAAUGGAGGUCCCUGCACCAGGAAUGCUUCCUUCUGACUUUGACAUAGAAAGCUAAAGCCUGGGUGGCUCGCUCAGGGGUUGGAUGAAGUUACUGAGUGGCUCAGUAAGCAUAGCAUAGAGGGGAGGAGCAGACUGCUGUGAAGGGAGAGUCCCACGAACCCGAAGAACAACUCACUACACUACAAGAUCUGCGGUUUCCGUCCCAUCGGCCAACCUGCGUGGGUGCCAAGUUCCACACAUGAUUUAAUACAUGAAAAGGAGAUAUCAGUGAAUAAAAGGAUCCAGAAUGAUUACUAACCUAUGACUCCCAACAGUAUGACAGAAAAUGGCCUUCCAGCCUGGGACAAACAGAAGCACUGUCCAGACCAAGAGCAGGACUGGAAGCUAGUAGGAAUGUCUGAAGCCUGCCUACACAGGAAGAGCCAUUCUGACAGGCGCAGUACACUGAAAAAUGAGCAGUCGUCACCACACCUCAUCCCGGCCACUUGGACAAACUCCAUAUUCCAUCUGGACCACGAUGAUGUAAAUGAUCAGAGUGUCUCAAGUGCCCAGACCUUCCAAACCGAAGAGAAGAAAUGUAAAGGGUACAUCCCCAGCUAUUUGGACAAGGAUGAGCUCUGUGUAGUGUGUGGUGACAAAGCCACAGGGUACCACUACCGCUGUAUCACGUGUGAAGGCUGCAAGGGUUUCUUUAGAAGAACCAUUCAGAAAAAUCUCCAUCCAUCCUAUUCCUGUAAAUAUGAAGGCAAAUGUGUCAUAGACAAAGUCACACGAAAUCAGUGCCAGGAAUGCCGCUUCAAGAAAUGUAUCUAUGUUGGCAUGGCAACAGAUUUGGUGCUGGAUGACAGCAAGAGGCUGGCCAAGAGGAAGCUGAUUGAGGAGAACCGGGAAAAGAGGCGGCGGGAAGAGCUGCAGAAAUCCAUAGGGCACAAGCCAGAGCCCACGGAUGAGGAAUGGGAGCUCAUCAAAACUGUCACUGAAGCACACGUGGCCACCAACGCCCAGGGCAGCCACUGGAAGCAAAAACGGAAAUUCCUGCCGGAAGAUAUUGGACAAGCACCGAUAGUCAACGCUCCGGAAGGCGGCAAGGUUGACUUGGAAGCCUUCAGCCAUUUUACAAAAAUCAUCACACCAGCAAUCACCAGAGUGGUGGAUUUUGCCAAAAAGUUGCCUAUGUUUUGUGAGCUGCCAUGUGAAGACCAGAUAAUCCUCCUCAAAGGCUGCUGCAUGGAGAUCAUGUCCCUUCGAGCUGCUGUGCGCUAUGACCCAGAAAGUGAGACUUUAACCUUGAAUGGGGAAAUGGCAGUGACACGGGGCCAGCUGAAAAAUGGGGGUCUUGGGGUUGUGUCAGAUGCCAUCUUUGACCUGGGCAUGUCUCUGUCGUCUUUCAACCUGGAUGACACAGAAGUCGCCCUGCUUCAGGCUGUCCUGCUAAUGUCUUCAGAUCGCCCAGGGCUUGCCUGUGUUGAGAGAAUAGAGAAAUACCAAGAUAGUUUCCUGCUGGCUUUUGAACACUAUAUCAAUUACCGAAAACAUCACGUGACACACUUUUGGCCAAAACUCCUGAUGAAGGUGACAGAUCUGAGGAUGAUCGGCGCCUGCCAUGCCAGCCGCUUCCUGCACAUGAAGGUGGAAUGCCCUACAGAACUCUUUCCCCCUUUGUUCUUGGAAGUGUUUGAGGAUUAGACUGACUGGAUGCAUUCUCAUAAUUCCUACAGCACUACUGGGUGUCAUUUCAUUCCAUUGCCUAGCUCUUUUGUGUUUGUUUCUUUGUCUCUUUGUGUUGGGAGCGCUCGUUUGGGGGUAAAGGGAGGUGUCCUUGGCAAAGACAUGGAUGAAAUUGCCCCUUGAAUGCGGGUACUUGUAACUAUUGCAUUUUGUUCCCCAGUCCUUUGAUGUGAAUGCUUUGAAGGUUUUACAGUUGUGGAGGUGGGGCAAGAGAUAAUCAUUACUUCACCAGCAUCAAGCCAUCACCAGCUCCCACCUAUCCCUGAUCAAGACUCGAGCAAGUGAAAUGGCACACAGAAGACUAAGGAAGCCUUAAAGCCAAGAUCAUACCGUCAUCUUGAUCCAAUCUGAUUUUUCCAGGGUGCCAGUUAGCAGAGCACACACCAACCUUUGCCUAGAUGUGAUUUUCAGUGUUUUAGGGAAAGAUUUGAACAAAUUUUCAUCUACCCAUCUGUUUUUGGCCCUUGUUCUCUCCUAGCAGGUCCACUUGGAAUGCGCAGGAACACAUGUCCUAAAAAAUCAGCUAGCCAUUCAAUAUCAUUUUAUAACCUUUUGAUUUAAUUCCAGCGAUACAAGGGUUUAACGCAAAGAUGUACAGGUAUCUGACUGAUUGAGGCCACCAGAAAAAUAAUCUUCUUGAGUCACCCCAAAGAAAUGAGAAGGCUUCACCAAUGUUAGUGACUCUGCAGUUUCCAAAAAUUCACGUAGUAUUACCAUGAGGUAAGAAGGCUUCUUUACAGUUUUGGCUCACAGAAACCUUCCCACAGAAAUCAAACCUAUUUACACAGUGUCUUCACCUUUCAAUGGCAUCUGACCUAUCAUCUCCAAGCUCCUGAAGUUAUCCCUCCUGGCUGUAUCCUUGCUGAGCUAACAACAGAUUUCCCUGUGGAUCGUAUCUUCUAAUCAAGGAGAGAGGAACAAGCUGAAAUUUGGGUUUUAUUUGGAGGAAUUCUGAGGCAAGAGUUGUGUGCUUUCAUUCUGAGUUGACAGCCCGCAUUUGUGUACUGGUUGCUUGAGGACCCUUCCUUCUGGUCGUAGAUCCUCCAGCGCUUUGCUUUGUUCACACACAUUUUCUAGUUCCCCUUUCCCUCUGACUCUGAGGCACCACAGAGCUUGACUCUCUCUAAACACCACCAGUCCCGCUGCUGAUCCACCUGUCCCUUCAGCUUUCCCCUGACAGACCCUUAGCAGAAAACUCCUGCAGACCACUCGAGGGAAUGUUCCCUUGCCUUCCCUGCCCAAUCUGCCACCCUACCCCCUACCAACCAGCAUGGAGGAACUGUCCCAAAAAACCAGUGGUGACACCUCAUCACUUCAGCUUCAGAACAUGGGCAAAGAAUGUGCCCAUGCAAUUGAAUGUACCUCAUUCCUCGCUGGCAUAGUAGAUAUAAACUAUUCCUUUGCCUGCCUUUUACUGCCUUAUCCUAGAAAUAUUGGGGAAAAUAAGCCAUAUCACUGAGAUUUACCUAAAAACAAAAGAAUGAAAGUCACUGUGAAAACCAAGUUGACUAAUUUCAUUUUAGGUUUGUGGAGCAUAACUGGACUAGAAGUCAGGCCACCUGAGGUCCAGUGUGUCCUCCAUUGGCUGGUAGAUUCCAGAUCUCGGGGCUUGGUUUUCUUAUCUAAUGAGCAAAUCAAUAUCUCCAAAAUCCUCACCCUCAACACUGUAUAAAUUGGGGGGAAGACUGGGUUCUUUUGGAUGGUUCCUUUCAUAUUCAGAUUUCUAGCUUGAUUACAAAAAGUAUAGCCCAUUAGCAGUGAAGGACUGUAUAUUUGAUACUGAUUCAAAAUAAGAAUUUGAUACAAUUCCAGUCAACUAUUUAGAGGAAGCAGUGUGCCCUUGGGAGAAGGAAGGGAACAGCACUGAAAAUACCAGAAAUUAUUGGAAAUAAUUGGGGUGGGAGGUGAUGUUCUAAAGCAAUUAUACUGGCUUCUGGGAAAAGGAAACAAGAAUUUCACUAUGGAACAUGUUAAUGAGAGAUAGGAAGUAGAUGAAAAGAAUAAAAAUAUAAUCAUGAAAUUCCUAAGCAUAUUACCUACUUGGCAGUGUCUACAGACAGCUGUUUUGGGUUUUGUUCUCUCCACACAGUCCCCAGCCAGUCUCCUUACUUCUUUGCUCUGUGAGCACUGCGGCCCCUCUGUUGCCUCACCUCGGGGAGCACUCUCUGAAAGAUGAACACUCAGCCAUCUCUAGCUCAAGGGGAUUUGAGGCGUUUCUCCACAUGGGGCAAGUUUUCCUUCCUAAAGGAAUGAGAGGAAGACAAGCAGGCGGGGUCCAGGUCAGAAAGCUUUGGGGGCGCUGACUACAACUGGGCAUUGGCCAAAUGGUAACUUACACCAAUAGCCAUCUAGGCAUCCAGGCAAAGGAGUGUCUGAUCCUUGGCUCCUUAAAUGAUUGCCUUGCAGAGCCAAAGCACUGCUCUCGAAGUGUGUUGAAGGGUGAACACCUUAUGCUGAUAGAACCAGCCUCAGAGUGCCUCGGGUUCAAAGGCAAAGCUUUAAGGACUCGAAGGAUCACGCCCCUAGUGAUGACAGCAACUAACCUCAUUCCAUGUGAAACUGACAGGGGUACUGAGUGUAUCUCAAGAUUCCAUCUGUAAAACUUGAUGGUGAGGGAUUUGCUCCUGAUUUUCUUUUUAAUCUUUUUUCUUACACUGUCCAGACAUCCAAAUCGAGCAUGGACCUGAUGGAAACAAUCUUCACACCUCCCCGCCCAUCGGGAGACAUUCCAGUAGAGAACAUACCUACAGGGGUUCUUAAUUAUAAAUCUCUCCCUCUUAGGGAUUGGAAGGGGUGGGUGCAUACACCAUGUGCUCUUACGUACCAGUGUGUGUGCGUGUGUAUAAACCUUCAAGUGUACUUUGCUCUCCAACUUAGACAUGCAGUUCUUCCAAAAACAGUGAAAACAGUAAGCGAUUUCCUUCAUGAUUCUGCUCAAAACACCACAUGCCACCUCAGAGCUUCUAGUCCAGUGAGCUUCAGUCCUCGAUGACGUGCUUGACGUGGUAAUGCUCAGCCCAGCGAUGCCCCUCACUUGUUCCCCAAGGGACACCACCUCAGCCUGCGCUGCAGCCGUCAGGAGGACUGCCAGGCCCGGCUCUGCUCCAGCAACGCCAUUCUCCAUCCUCACUGCUCCUUGCAAACAGGUGUACAAGCCUUGGUCCCCCAACACUAAGUCCUGCACCCUGACUCAGCCUCCAUGGAAUUGCUGAGCACCCUCAAAGCAUGUCAUGUCAGUGAUACAUUUUUAUCCUAUGGAACUCUAACCUAUCCGUGUCAUAUUGACCUUUUGCUGCAUGAGUCCUAAAUUAUGAAGUCGGUCUUACGGUUUUUGAAAUGUAGCCAGCGUUUGUAAGGCUAAACCUUUUUCAUGAACUUAAGUGACUAACCAAGUCACAGUCCUCCUCAAAAGGAGAGUAAGGACAAACAUUUGAAUCUCUUUGCCCUCUCCAAUGGCCAUGGCAUCAGGUUCUAAAAUAAGCUUGUAAUUUUUCCUGUUAUUUUAAUAAUAUGGAAAUAUUAGCAUAGUGUUUCUUUCGAUAGUGAUAGAUGGUAAUCCAUAUUUAAAUUUUAUAGAGAAAUUUUAUUGUACUGUGAUGUAGAUAUUUAUUAUCCAAGUAAGGAUUUGCCCAGUGUGUAUUUUUUACAAUUGAAACAUUGUACUUUACUCUUUAAAAAAAUACAUUAAAACACACACAAAAAAAAAAACAGACUAGGGGGAAAAAAGGUUUGGCCUUAUCACAGAAUUUUUACUGUGCUGUAUAAAUGUUUGCAAAUGCAAAACGUGUGCAUUUCUAGUGUGUUUCCACAUUUACUAAUGCCGCCUUCAAGAGCAAUAUCGUGCAGGUAAAAUGCUGUUUGUGGCUUUCUGUUGCACAGUUAAAGCUGACCCACCUUAUGCACAAGACAAUCAAAUAUCAAUCUGUCCUCAUCAGGAUGCAGAUUGUCCUCGUGUAAAUUAUGGAGCACAAUGUGAGAAGAAGACAUUUCACACAUGCAUUGACACAGAAAUGAUCAGGGCAUGAAGAAGUUGAUGUGACUUUAUACCAUUUCUUUCUUUUGAUUCUUCCUUACGGACUUGGCAUCUUUAAUUUAAUCAGAGCCAAAUUAGUUCUCCUGCUUUGCACAGAGAAAACACCUUUCUUUCUAUCCUGUUUUCAUGCCCUGAGGAUCAGAAAAAUGCUACAGAAAAGAUUUACAGUCAUUGGAAGAUUUAUGUUUUGCAAACAGUGUUAAGUGAUAUUGCUAGAUUGGUAAUAUUUUUCAGCCUAAAACUCUGUUGAAAUCUGUGAUCAAAAUGUUUUAAACUAUUCAAAAAGAAAAUUUGUAUAUUUGGGAGAAAUGAAUUUUUACAUAGCUUUUGUAUGCAGAUAUCAAAUUGUAAUUAUAAAUAUAGUGGGCGUAGAUAAACUCAUAAGCUUAAAUUCUAAAAAAGAAGAAAAAAAGAAAAAGCUUAUAAUGGA